AUGGCCACCCCUGGAGAAGGCAACCAUCCCAAUGAUGAAGGGGCACCCCAGCCAGUGGCAGAGGUGCAGCAGCCUGAGUCUCGGGUGGCCCGCAGACGCCUGUCCCAGGCCCGCCAUCGGGCCACCCUGACGGGGCUCUUCAACAUCCUGAGGAAGACUGUUUACUCUCAGUCUGAUCUCACAGCCUCAAAGUGGCAGGUACUGAAUAAGACGAAGAUUCAUAUCCAAGAGCUGGAACAAACCCUGGAUAAUUUGCUGAAUCUCAAAGGCGCCUACAACCUGGAGGAUGGGAAUGCCAACAGCUUAGAGGAGGUCAAGGAAGAAUAUGCCAGAAUGUACUCAGAGGAUGAGAGUUUUCCUCAGAACAGCUCUCCUCCUUGGUACCUCAACUUUUACAAGCAAACGAUGGACCUCCUGACCAUGAACGGCAUCAUCACCCCACAGGAAGUGACCCUCCCCAUCGCCUCUGCGGCCAUCUCCCACCUGUGGCAGACUCUCUCUGAGGAGACGAAGGCCUGUCUCCUUCAGGCGUGGGAGCAGCAGAACAGGACCUUCUCAGACCUUACAGAUGCCUGUCUGGAGCUGGCCUGUGCAGAGGACAGUGUGAAGGAUAGCGGGGUGGACAGCCAAGGGGCUAGCUGCUCACUGGAGUCCACGCAGGGAGAGCUCCUUUUUGAAGAUGCUUUUGAUGUGGCAGGUUUCCUGGACAGCACCGAGGUUCAGCACAUGCCUAACAUCAGCUCUGUGUUUCCCAACUGCAACCCAGAAAAUCCAGAGGAGAAAUUCCAGCUCUACUUGCAGAUCAUCGAGUUUUUUAAAAGCCUUUGCUGCACUGACACUCCACUGAACGAGGAACCGGACCCUCUGGCCGAUGAUGACUUGAUGUUGCUCAAGUGCCUGGAGACCUUUGAUGAUGAGGAUCUGUAA
Messenger RNA from Microtus ochrogaster (prairie vole), 927 nucleotides. RefSeq names its product stimulated by retinoic acid 8 (gene Stra8). The record is from RefSeq and is a predicted model, not a curated record. The transcript is spliced from 8 exons. Bases 1 to 927 code for a protein of 308 amino acids. Gene Ontology annotation, cellular component: nucleus. Gene Ontology annotation, biological process: cellular response to retinoic acid; activation of meiosis; meiotic cell cycle. Gene Ontology annotation, molecular function: protein dimerization activity. NCBI's taxonomy places the organism in Eukaryota, Metazoa, Chordata, Mammalia, Rodentia, Cricetidae.